UUCCACCAAACCUUGGUUCUGUUCACAGGUAUAAUCAUGCCAUCGAAAGCUGCUCCCAGAGAUCUGAGUAAUGUUCAUUGUGUCCGGAGGACUAAAGACAAGAACGGAGAAGAGAAGAUAGAGCUACUUGUUCUUUUUGAUUGGGAAGACCCUGAGUGGGGACUGAGCGAGGAUAUAGUUAACGACAUGAAGGAGCUGUUCAUGAUGCUGGACACAGAUCAGGAUGGAGUUUUAACGUUUAUUGAGAUAAAGAACGUGUUCAGAUGUUUGGGGAAACGGCUUCCAGAUGAAGACAUUACAAAAAAGGUUCGGAAAUACAGUGAAGAUGAAACCAAUCUUAGUCUGGAGUUUAACGAGUUUUUAAAACUCAUCUCAGCGGAGCUAAAGGAAGAUCCAACCAAGGACGGAAACCAAAUUCUCCAAGCUUUAAGUUUGUUUGACCAAGACGGAGAUGGAAAACUGUCGGAGGAUGAGCUCCGACGAGUCAUGGUUUCAAUUGGAGAAUUUGUAAUCCCGGAGCCGGAGUUUAAUCAGUUAUUACAGAUGUUGGAGAAGGAUGAGAACGGGUUGAUUGAGAUUUCUCUGAUAGCAAAAAUUCUCAGCCCAGAUAAAUAAAUGAUUUAAAAUCGUAAAAAAUAAAUUUUUAUCUUUUUUUUAA
This is a messenger RNA of Eurytemora carolleeae, 658 nucleotides long. RefSeq names its product calmodulin. The coding region runs from base 37 to 615 and encodes 192 amino acids. NCBI's taxonomy places the organism in Eukaryota, Metazoa, Arthropoda, Copepoda, Calanoida, Temoridae. The record is from RefSeq and is a predicted model, not a curated record. Gene Ontology annotation, molecular function: calcium ion binding. The transcript has 9 exons. Gene Ontology annotation, cellular component: myosin II complex.